GUGAGGCAAAUCCUUAUUGAAGAAGGUUAUGAGGAUGCCAAAGAGUACUUCAUAUGUCUGAGUGAUGUACAUCCACAAUAUUGGGAUAUUCUAGGAUCCCAGUCAGACCUGUGCCGCCAUUAUGGAGAUAAGGGCACGAUUCCCUAUUAUUAUUUGGGUCUCAAAGGAAAGAUUAAUUGUUUGGUAUCACAUCCUGAUGUGUGCUACACAAUGUUGUCAUACUGGAGAGAAAAAGACCAUUGGCUCAACAGACAUGGAGGGUGUCAUACAAAGAAAGAACUGUGGGAUGGGGAGCGGUUUACAGAAUUAUCGUGGUUCUGGGAUCCCGAUUCUGAGUGGUGCCUGCCAGUUUGAUGUCAGUACACUGGACGUAGUGAUAUAAUUUCAGCUGAGACUAUUUUAUCAGCUUAUGAAAGUGAAGAUGGAUACCGUGAAAUUAAGUGUGAUUGCUGUCAAAGUACUUUCCAAGUUCAAUCGAAAUACGUCAAAGGAGAUCCUCCAAACAUUGCUUUUGUGGGUAAGUUACAGUGGAUUUGA
Pocillopora meandrina is the source of this 537-nucleotide messenger RNA. The record is from the annotation of a GenBank genome assembly. Lineage: Eukaryota; Metazoa; Cnidaria; Anthozoa; Scleractinia; Pocilloporidae.